Molecule: messenger RNA, 179 nt
Organism: Dentiscutata heterogama
Lineage: Eukaryota; Fungi; Glomeromycota; Glomeromycetes; Diversisporales; Gigasporaceae
Source: the annotation of a GenBank genome assembly
AUGGGUUCAACUGCUUGUAUAGCACGUGACUACUUAGUAGUUCAAGCAAUAAGUGUGGCAAGCAAACAAAUGUUUAGCAUAGCCAAAUUUACUAUUAGUCCAACUAGAAAUCGUCUUGAGCCAGAAAAGGCCUGUGCUUCUCUCUGUCUUAAAACUUGGUUUGCAACAAGCUUAAUAGA